AAAAAACACAGUGAAAGAUUUACCAGAACUGAAAGUUAUGGUUUCACCCAAAUAUGUUAUAGACCCAAAGGAAGGUGGAGAGAAGAAGGCAGGCGAGAGAACAGAUCCUUUUAGGUGGAUGAUCGAUGAUUGCUCAAGCAUUGCAAAUCGAGGUGCUGAGACGUAUUACUCGGGGAGUUUCACAGCCUGUGGUUUUACCUGGAAGUUGCGACUGGAAUUAGUUUUAGAAGGAGAUGGUGAAAAAUAUGUUGGUCUUUACCUCUCACAUGUUGACGCAGUUUCAAAGAAUUCUGUGAUCAAAGCAAUCUACAAGCUCUUUGUAUAUGAUCAACUACAUGCGGAGGACAUACAAAAGGAAGGCGAAGAUUAUUUCCAUAGCACAUCCCAUGAUGGAUUUUGUUGUAAGAUUGCAUUAAACAAGUUCAACAGUUCAAAAUCUGGUCUACUUGUCAACGAUUGUUGCAUCUUUGGAGCUGAAGUCUUAGAGGCUUUUUCAUGCAAAUUAGAUAAAGAAGGAUUAAUCCAUGAAUCCUUGUCCCUAAAGAAAGACCUAACACCUCGAAUAUAUACUUGGGUAAUCAAGGAUGUUUCCAAAUUGACAAAAAUACUAUUUGCUGAAGUUUUUGCUGCAGGCGGCUACAACUGGCGUAUCUGUCUCUAUCCAAACUUACCCUCAUUCGAAGACUUUCUUUCUGUUUUCUUGAUCAUGACCAAUGCUGCUAGUCUGUCUUCCAAGACUAGAGUCUAUGUGGACUUCAGCUUUUGCUUGUUGGAUCAACACAAUGCCAAGCACUGGAAGCUUACAGUGAAACAUUUGUUCUCGUCAGAGAAUCGAUAUUAUGGUUGUAGAAACUUUUUAAGCCGGGAAGAUGUACGAGAUCCAUCGAGAGGUUUUCUUCUCAACGACACAUGCAUUAUUGAAGCAUCCGUUGUGGUUCUUGGAGUAGACACCAUUGCAUGAACAGGAACUAGAAAUUUCUCUGUUCUUUCUUUGCAUGUCCAUGUGCUAAACAUAUCUAAAAAC
Molecule: messenger RNA, 1024 nt
Organism: Zingiber officinale
Lineage: Eukaryota; Viridiplantae; Streptophyta; Magnoliopsida; Zingiberales; Zingiberaceae
Exons: 5
Coding region: 38-961 (307 amino acids)
Molecular function (GO): protein binding
Source: RefSeq, a predicted model, not a curated record